Xiphophorus hellerii (green swordtail) is the source of this 1867-nucleotide messenger RNA. It is a transcript of the gene pdxp, whose product is annotated as pyridoxal (pyridoxine, vitamin B6) phosphatase. The transcript is spliced from 2 exons. The record is from RefSeq and is a predicted model, not a curated record. Lineage: Eukaryota; Metazoa; Chordata; Actinopteri; Cyprinodontiformes; Poeciliidae. Gene Ontology annotation, molecular function: phosphatase activity. Gene Ontology annotation, cellular component: cytosol; cytoplasm. The coding region runs from base 218 to 1165 and encodes 315 amino acids.
GAUCUGGACAAGCGAGCGUGGCUGGACGUCAAUGUUUAUGUAGCUCCUCUAUGUCGGAUUUGUGCAACAGCAUCAAGGUCUCUGCAAUGUGAUUUCCUGACGCUGUUUUGUUGUCGUCCCGUAUAAGCUCGCCGUUUUCCGUCACGUUAUGUCGCAGCCUCUGACAUGGGGCACCACUAGCCGGUGAAAGACGGAAGAGACGGAGGAAAACGCCGGAAUGGCAGGCGCCUUUGCCUUCAAAGGCUGCCAGAAAAUUCGCGGUGCGCAAAUCAGGGUUCUGCUCGAAGCGAAGGACUUCUUCCUCUUCGACUGCGACGGGGUCAUCUGGCACGGGGAGAAUGAGAUCACGGGAGCGGCCAAGGUGGUGAACGCUCUGAUCCGCCGCGGGAAAAACGUGGUGUUCGUCACCAACAACUCCACCAGGCCCCGGGAGAAUUACGUGAACAAGUUCACGCGCCUGGGCUUCACCGACGUGAUGCUGGACCAGAUCUUCAGCUCCUCCUACUGCUCGGCCCUCUACCUGAGGGACGUCGUGAAGGUCCGCGGCCAAGUGUUCGUCAUCGGCUGCGAGGGGCUCCGCAGGGAGCUGCUGGAGGCGGGGAUCCCCUGCGUGGAGGAGGCGGACGACCCGGACGCCACCAUCUACAACUGCGACCUGACUCCGGACGUGAAAGCGGUUCUGGUGGGACACGACGACAAACUGACUUUUCUCAAACUGGCCAAAGCUACGUGCUACCUGAGGGACCCUGAGUGUCUGUUCCUGGCCACCGACAACGACCCGUGGCACCCGCUGUCAGGUGGACGGAUCCUGCCAGGUUCUGGUUCCCUCACUGCCGCCCUGGAAGUGGCGUCGGGCCGUAAAGCGACUGUGAUCGGCAAGCCGAGCCGCUUCAUGUUCGAGUGCAUCUCCAGCCAGUUCAGCGGCGUGGAUCCCGCCCAGUGCCUGAUGGUCGGGGACCGACUGGAGACCGACAUGCUGUUCGGGUCCAACUGCGGCCUGGACACCAUGCUCACCCUCACCGGCGUGUCUCAGAUCGAGGAGGCCCAGGAAUACAGAAGCAGUGACCUGAGCACCAACCACAGCUACGUGCCUGACUACGUGGUGGACACCAUCGCCGACUUCCUCCCAGCUUUUGAGGAAAUAGAAGAGCAGAACGACGAUUGACGAACGAUUCCGUCGGCAGCACAGAUCGCUUUUGCGACAUUACAAGUGCAGUGUUGAGUCUCACGUUUGCAAGAAAAUGUUCCAGUUUAUGGGAAGAAAGGGGGAGGGGAAAAAAGACCUGCUUGUAUCAAAAGCAACUCACAUCUAGGACAAAUAUCUGAAAAUAAUGAUUAACCUGUGCAUUCCUCAGUGUUUCUUCUAGUGUUGUGGCCAUUUGUGACUGAAUGUUUUGUUGUUGCUGUGUUUAAUGGAUAUACUGCACUUUGUUAAUCAAGUCCAUUGGUAGUAUUUGAUAUUAGGGUUUGGAACAUUCAAAGUUAUUUUUGUAAAACCAUGAAUUAUUCUUAAUUCAUGUGUUUAGGAGCUGGUAUUGUUUUUGUGAAUGCAGAAUAAUCUCCUCUGAUCUGUCUGGCUGAGUGUCACUUCAAGGUGAAAACAUGCAGCUCUGGCAGAAAAUAAAGCAGAGACUGUAGGCGGAGUGUCUUCUCACCUGUCAUGUCUGUACUACAUUGUGCCAACAUUUAUCUGGGUAAUGAACAACCCACUGGACUCUAUUUUGGAGAACAUUAAUGGUGGCCAGUGUUAAGCACUGACAUGGGAAUAUUAGUGUUGUGAAUGUUUUUACCAUUUAAAGCAUGCCAGCAAUGGUAUCAACAAUAAAAUACCCGAGGAGCAAAUUAAAUAUUGUUCAUCUGAUCAGCA